AUGACGCCACCAACGCGAGAGGUGUGGCAGAAGAAGCGAAAUGCAACAUUUGUGAAGGAUUUGCAGGAAGAGAAAUUUAUCUUUAGGUUUUCUUUCAAUAAUUCAUGCAUAAUAGUGCUAAAAGCAAGUUGUACUACAUCAUAUCAAGUUAAGUUGUUUUACAUGGCUAAUAUACCUGAACAUCGGAAAUGGAUGUAUAAUCGAUUGUUACCCGGAAAAAGGGGGUACACAGAUGAGUUCUUAUUGGGUGUUGAGGAAUUUGUAAAUUACGCAAGCACACUUCCUGUAUACAAGGCUUCAAUGAAGAUUAGGUGCCCAUGUAGUAAGUGUAAGAAUAGAGUACACUUGUCUGCAGAUGAUGUUCAUGUUCAUUUAUAUAGGAAGGGUUUUGAACCAAGUUAUUGGAUUUGGACAUGUCACGGUGAGCUUCCACCUUCAAUACAACCACACAUGAAUGAGGGCCCUAGUGAAAAUAACCAAUAUGAACAAAUGGUUUUUGAUGCAUCUGGUCCAUCAUUUUUUCCAUUAAAUGUCGAAAAUGACCAAGAUGAAGAACCACAUAGUAGUGCAAAAAACUUCUACGAAUUGUUAGAUGCUGCGAGACAACCUUUAUCAAUGAAUGUUAAUGAAGAAACAGAGCUGGCAUAUACAUUGAGGAUGAUGAAUAUCAAGACAACUUUUAAUAUACCACAGCUAGCAAUGGAUCAGAUAUUUCAGUAUAUUAAUCAUUUGAUGGGUCCCGAUAAUCGAGUACCUACCAGGUAUUAUGAUGCAAAAAAGUUACUUACAAAGCUUGGUCUUGGACAUGAGAAGAUUGAUUGUUGUGUAAACAAUUGUAUGUUGUACUAUAAGUCUGAAAUAAAUGACAAGCACUGUAAGUUUUGUGGUGAGACAAGAUUUAAACCUUGCCCAUCUGGAUCUACUCGUGCAAAAGAGGUGCCUCGCAAAAGAAUGCAUUACCUUCCUCUCAUUCCUCGAUUGCAACGUUUGUAUGCAUCACAUAGCUCUGCUUCACACAUGCGAUGGCAUUAUGAAAAUCGUCGCGAACCUGGUAUUAUGUGUCAUCCCUCUGAUGGUGAAGCAUGGAAGCACUUUGAUAGAAGGUUCCCUGAUUUCUCAGUAGAUCCCCGAAAUGUAAGACUGGGCUUAUGUUCUGAUGGAUUUACUCCUUUUGGUUUCAAUGCAAAGCCGUACUCUUGUUGGCCUGUUAUGGUUGUUCCGUAUAAUCUCCCACCUUCAAUGUGUAUGACUACACCAUACACAUUCUUAACCUGUAUUAUUCCUGGACCGAAGAAUCCAAAGGCCAAUAUUGAUGUCUAUCUUCAGCCUUUAAUUGAUGAACUUCAAUUGUUAUGGGAAACAGGUGUCUUAACUUAUGAUGCAUCACUUAAACAAAAUUUUAUGAUGCGCGCUGCGUUAAUGUGGACCAUCAAUGACUUUCCUGCAUACGGUAUGUUAUCUGGAUGGCAGACAGCCGGAAAACUAGCAUGUCCUUAUUGUCUUCAUUAUUCUAAAUCAUUUUAUCUGAAGAAUGGUCAUAAAACAUGUUGGUUUGAUUGUCAUCGUCAAUUCCUUCCAAUGAAUCACUCCUGGAGGAAGAAUCGAGAUACCUUUGUCAAACAACGAGCUGAGAAAUCAAGACCUCAACCAAUUUGGACAGGAGAUGAGUUGUUUCAUAGUUUGGAAAAUAUCCCAAGGAUUAUUGAUGGUCCAAUUGGUCGCAUUGAGGGGUUUGGACAAGCACACAACUGGAAAAAAAAAAGCAUAUUUUGGGAUUUGCCUUAUUGGAAGGAUAAUUUGUUACGUCACAAUCUUGAUGUGAUGCAUAUAGAGAAAAAUGUGUUUGAUAACAUUUUCCACACAGUUAUGGAUGUCAAAGGCACAGCUAAAAAUAAAGACACGCCUAAUGCACGUCUCGAUAUGAAGGACGUGUGUAAUAGGCCCGAACUUGAGUUGGUGGAAAAGAAUGGACGUUAUCUUAUGCCCAAGGCAAGCUACAGUUUGAAUCGUACUAAUCAAUUAGCUGUCUAUGAGUGGUUACGAACUUUGAAGUUACCUGAUGGCCUUCAUGUUUUUACCAAGCUGUCACUGGAAGCCUUUGACUGA
Messenger RNA from Ipomoea nil (Japanese morning glory), 2106 nucleotides. RefSeq lists its product as uncharacterized. The coding region runs from base 1 to 2106 and encodes 701 amino acids. The transcript is spliced from 4 exons. Lineage: Eukaryota; Viridiplantae; Streptophyta; Magnoliopsida; Solanales; Convolvulaceae. The record is from RefSeq and is a predicted model, not a curated record.